Molecule: messenger RNA, 476 nt
Organism: Suillus paluster
Lineage: Eukaryota; Fungi; Basidiomycota; Agaricomycetes; Boletales; Suillaceae
Exons: 4
Coding region: 78-395 (105 amino acids)
Source: RefSeq, a predicted model, not a curated record
UCGCACUGGAAGUUUCAGCCUAUAAAACACCUGCUUGCUAUUAUGGCUUUGCCUCAUUCCCUUCCACCGGCUCCAUUAUGUUUACUUCCCGCUCCGUCAUCUUUGCGCUGCUCAUCUUCCUCGCUGGCGCCAAUGCGUGUAUACAAUGCCCAGCCACAGUGGGGGGCAUUAAACUAUCCAGUUCCACUGUGUUAAACGGCGGGAUCUUAUCUUGCAAGUACCUUGGGAAGGGUCGCGCCAGCAAAGUGGAAUGUCUGUUUCUUUCUGUGUCCGGUAACAGCAUUGAAGCAGACUCGCGGUGUCCGUCUUCAGCAACAAUUAUGAAGAAAAAACCCCCUGAAAGAGGGAUUUGUCCGACACAACGGGACUCCACUGUAGACCCCAAAGAACAAUAAAUUUGAUUUAAAGAAAGAAAGAAAAACUGUGAAGAAAUGGGGGGGACGAGACACCCAACAAGAGGAGCAAUGCUCAUCCAU